Hibiscus syriacus is the source of this 501-nucleotide messenger RNA. RefSeq lists its product as uncharacterized. The record is from RefSeq and is a predicted model, not a curated record. Bases 1 to 501 code for a protein of 166 amino acids. The transcript has a single exon. Lineage: Eukaryota; Viridiplantae; Streptophyta; Magnoliopsida; Malvales; Malvaceae.
AUGGAGGACACUGUCAGAUUGAUCUGUGACCGCCUGAAAGAGGCAUUUGACAAGCAUAAGUCUUAUGCUAACCAGAGAAGGAAAGAUAUCCAGUUUGAGGUUAAAGAUCAGGUUUUUAAAAGUAUCCCCUGGAAGAAAGUACUAAGAUUCGGGUGCAAGGGUAAAUUGAGUCCAAGAUUUAUUGGACCAUUUUGUAUCUUGAAGAGAGUAGGACAUGUUGCAUACAAGCUUGAGUUGCCUCCUCAUCUCAUUCGUAUUCAUGAUGUCUUUCAUGUGUCGAUGUUGAGGCUCUAUCGUUCGGACCCAACCCACAUCAUUCAGUUAGAAUAUGUUGAGUUGAGACCAGAUUUAUCAUAUGAUAAGGAGCCUGUUCAGAUCUUGGAUCGAGAUGAGAGAGUGUUGAGGAAUAAGUGUAUUCCUAUGGUAAUGGUCCAGUGGAGUAAUCAAGGUCCAGCAGAUGCCACCUUAGAGACAAAAAAAUCUAUAAAGACUCAAUUUUAA